This is a messenger RNA of Oryza sativa Japonica Group (Japanese rice), 1539 nucleotides long. RefSeq names its product nuclear transcription factor Y subunit A-5. Gene Ontology annotation, cellular component: CCAAT-binding factor complex. The record is from RefSeq and is a predicted model, not a curated record. Gene Ontology annotation, biological process: regulation of transcription by RNA polymerase II. Lineage: Eukaryota; Viridiplantae; Streptophyta; Magnoliopsida; Poales; Poaceae. Gene Ontology annotation, molecular function: DNA-binding transcription factor activity, RNA polymerase II-specific; DNA binding.
AUAUACACAUAGAGGUAGAGAGAUAGAUGGUCAGAUAGAUUGAGCUAAGCACACACACACACUGCAUCAGUACCUUGGUUUGGUUGAUUUCUCUGAGUUUGUGUUCUUGGCAUCAUCAUCAUUAUUAGCCAUGAGAAGUGCAGCUCUGAGCUUCCAAGAUCACGGCCAUGGGCUUCAGGCGAUCACCGGCCGUGGCGGCAAUGGCGGCGCCGCCGCUCACGCAUUGCCAUGGUGGGCUGGAGCCGGAGCCGGAGCUGGAUCCCAAACACUGCUUGGAACAGGAGGAGGAGAAGAAUCAUUCUGCCAAUUAAGCAACACAAUCAUGGAGGACACCCGAAUCCUGCAAAACCACCACCACCAGAUCCUCGCCGCCGGCCGGCAGCUGCAGCAGCGCCACCACUUCCCGGCAAUGCCGCCGGAGCGACACCACCACCCUCCUCCUCCAGCUCCUGGAAGCCCUGCCAUGAAGUUCCCAAUCAUCUCAGGUGACUCUGAUCUUGGCAAAGAUCUGAAGUUCCAUGAGUCCUCCGCGCCGACCAUCGCCGCGUACUCGCCAUUGCAGGAGUACCAAGGACACUUUGAGCUAGCCCUUGGCCACUCCAUGGUUUGCACCAACUUCUGCAACUCUGAACAAAGCUAUGGUGUUUACUCCCCCUAUGGAGCUCAAACCAUGGCUGGGAGGAUGCUGCUGCCGCCGGCGAUCGCCACCGACGUGGGUCCGAUCUACGUCAACGCGAAGCAGUUCAACGGCAUCAUCCGGCGGCGGCUGGCGCGCGCCAAGGCGGAGCGGGAGCACCGGGUUUCCCGGAGCCGGAAGCCGUACCUCCACGAGUCGCGCCACCGCCACGCCAUGCGCCGCGCGCGGGGCAGCGGCGGCCGCUUCCUCAACACCAAGAACGCCUCCUCCGCCGCCGCCGCGGCCGCCGACGCGGCGCCGGUGAGCUCCGGUGGCGGCGACCACGGGGCGAGCAACAAGAGCUCGUCGGCGUCGGAGGCGACGCGCGUGUACGACGACGACGACGACAUGGGCGCGGGCGGCGGCGGCGACGGCGGCGACUUCCACCACGCGAUGGGUCACCUCCGCUCGCCGGCGUUCUUCCCGUCGCUGGCCGCGAUGAUGGACGGCGGCGGCGGCGGCGGCGAGGGGAAGUGGGCGACCGCGACGCCUCACCAUGGCUGCCGCGUCGACCUCCUCAAGGUGUGACCGCCGCCGCUGGCCGUCGCCGGCGAACCUCGCCGGCGCCGGUGGCAAUUCAUCCUUGGCUGUAGUAGUAGUAGUAGUAGUAGACUAGUAGUGUAUGCGCAAUGGAAAUCAAUUUCAUGCAACUGAUGCAAACUGCUUCUCAGUUGCUCAUGUAAAAAGGACUAGAAUUUGAUUUUAUUUUGAUGCAGAUUUGUUUAAAUCUAGGCUCUCAUUUUGUGUGUCCUUUGAUUUUUGAUGUCUAGUUUGAUCUUGGUGCUUAGAUGACUAGGUUUAUUAAGGUGUUAACACUGUUUUAAAAACAAUCAGAGUUUGCUGACAAUGAUUGUGUUGUAGAA